UCGUACAAUUUAACCAUACUCUCUAUCAUACAUACUGUCACAUAGCAAUAAGUGUGUAUAGUUAGAAAAUAGUUUGGCUUUGUGUCUUACCGGAUACAAACACAUAAUUGUUUGUGCAAAGAGUUGAACACACCACGCAAUAGUGUGUUUUCAAGUGUAAACGAACGAACGCAAAGUGUAUUUAGGCAAUUGUUUUCAUUUGGUAUUUUUUUUUCUUUUUCAAAAAAACGUAAAUAAAACAUAAAAAGAAAAUACAUUUUAUCAAAGUGAGAUCGAAUUUAGCACAUUUUUCAAUUCAGAAUAUUGUUGGUAAAGCACAUUGAAAGAAGCAAAUCAAAUAACAAAUUUUGUGUUAAAAAAAAAAUAGACGAAAGCAUUGUGCCGCCAGAAAUCCACCAAACAUUUGUUGACAUACGCUGGCUUCUCCAAUUGAUCCGACCUAAGUCUCGGAUCAAUUAAAUUAAAUAUGACUAAGACAAGCGUGUAAAUCCGAUUUGUUUAAAUGAAAUUCUAUAUAAUUUAUUGACUGUAGCUUUAACAACAAACAAACGAAUAAAAAAAAACAAACAAAUAUAUUUUCAAUGCUGAUUCAAUAGAGUGUGAUACACACACACGCGCAUGGAGUGUGUGAUUGACUGGAGCAAAAUGUUUUGUAUACGGUUUGAGUCAUUCUUCGGUACAGGUUUUAGUUACACUAAAAUGAUUUUGUUGAGUUUAUUCAAUUAAUUCCAAUUAUGGUCGUGGAGAUAACGUAUUGACAUUAUGAUAUAUAAAAUCGAAACUAGUUAGAAAAUAGUUUUCCGUUGAAAGAGAAAGACACACCGUUGUGUACAGUGUUAAGUUUGUUAAUUUGGGUAGAAUUUUCGCGCGAUUGAAGAUUUCUUGAGCUAUUUUGAAAACAAACAACAACAACAACAAAAAAACAAUCCAAAAAAAGAAGCGUAUAGUGGUAAUAAAUGGGAAACCGUUCGUUUAAUCAUCUUCAUUUAAUAAACGCAUAAUUGUACGGCCGAAAUUGCCGCCAUAUCAGAGAUCCAAACCAAUUAAACGAUCGACGAAAAAGCAGAGAAUGAUUUCACAAACGAUAGUCAAAGAUUUGCCGAGAGGCACCGAGCUUCUUGAAAACCAAGUAGCUGGUCACACAUUUCAAAUUGGAACUGAUGAAAUCGGUAUGCUCAAAGAUCAACAAGAUGGUUCGGUGUUGAAAGCGGCUGUCAAACCGAUUUGUGGAUUGCGUGAGAUAAAAUUUUACGAAGAAUUAAUGAGAGAUUCAACCGAACCAAGUAUCGAGCAUUUGCGAAAACUGGUGCCUGAAUAUCGUGGUACGGUGAAAAUGUCAUUUCGUGGUAAAGUCAUUGACUUUAUCAAAUUGGCCGAUAUAACACACGAUAUGGACGAACCAUGUGUUAUGGAUAUUAAAAUUGGCAAACGUACCUGGGAUCCAGAAGCGACAAAAGAGAAAAUUUUAGCCGAAGAACAAAAAUAUGAGGCAUGCAAACAAAAUUUGGGCAUUUGUAUUCCUGGCUUUCAAGUAUACGACAUCAAAACGGACCGAAUUAGACGUUUUGGCAAAGAAUAUGGCAAGAAAUUGGAUCAAAACACCGUCAAAGAUGCGCUGAAAAUCUUUUUGAAUGCUGAUACUCAAAUGUCGCGAUUGCUAUUAACCAAAUUUCUAACAACACUAUGGUCGAUACAAAGCUGGGCACGAUCACAAACAUCACUUAGGCUUUAUUCAAGUUCCUUGCUACUGGCAUACGAUGCAAAACGAUUAAAAACACAAAUAUUCUCAAAUCGAAAUCAUAGCAACAGUUCGACAGUUAGCUCACGCUCAUCAUCAGUAGAUAGCUCUUCCAAAUUAACACCAACUUCGUCCAGUGGAAAUGAAUGGCAACCAUCGCACACAAAUACAGCCAAUGAAAUUAAUACCAAUCUUAAUGGAUGCACCAAUUCGAAUAAUUCCAACGGCAACAACAGCGGCAGUGGUGGUGGUGGCGGCGGUGUCAUCGAUCACACUGUUACCAGCACACAGCCCAUUCAAUUUUACAAAAAAUUGCAAAGAAGCCAUUCCACGCAAAAUAACUAUGAAGAGGAUAUGAAGCACAUUUGCAAAGACUACGAUUUCUAUUUGGACAAUUUAAUGGAUGAAUGUAAUGCAAGUGAAAACAGAGAAUGGGCAUUUGUCAAGAUGAUUGAUUUUGCUCACGUAUUUCCAGCCGAAGAUGCGUCCAUCGAUACGAAUUAUUUUUUUGGCAUAGAAAAUCUAGUAAAAAUCUUUGAAGAAUUUUUACGCGAAUGUGAUCAAUGAAACAAACAACCAACAAACCAACCAAUUUUCAAUCAAUACGAGUUUUUCUUAUAUGAAUCUAUUUUCACUAAUUACUGUAAUAUCUGUCCAUUGAUAAAUAGGAUAUUAUUCACUUAUUAACAUGAACAACAUUAACAACAAUUUGCAUUAAAUUUAUAUCGAAAUAUAUACCAAAUCGAAGCCAAACAAUUUCAAGAGAAAAACAAAAUGCUAUUUAAAUGAAAUUAAAAAUAUGAACAGCACAUGUUUAUACUACCUACUUAUAGAAAUAUUGAAUUAAUUUUGUAAAAAAACAGAAACACUUUUUUUUAUUUUUGAAUUUACAAAACGGAAAAAAUAAAAACAAACUAAACCAAAUGUC
Contarinia nasturtii (swede midge) is the source of this 2666-nucleotide messenger RNA. RefSeq names its product inositol polyphosphate multikinase (gene Ipk2). Gene Ontology annotation, biological process: inositol phosphate biosynthetic process. Gene Ontology annotation, molecular function: inositol tetrakisphosphate kinase activity; inositol-1,4,5-trisphosphate 3-kinase activity. The transcript is spliced from 5 exons. Bases 1070 to 2305 code for a protein of 411 amino acids. Gene Ontology annotation, cellular component: nucleus; cytoplasm. Lineage: Eukaryota; Metazoa; Arthropoda; Insecta; Diptera; Cecidomyiidae. The record is from RefSeq and is a predicted model, not a curated record.